Messenger RNA from Oncorhynchus masou masou (cherry salmon), 7744 nucleotides. Its product is annotated as 3',5'-cyclic-AMP phosphodiesterase 4D-like. Gene Ontology annotation, biological process: signal transduction. The transcript has 16 exons. Gene Ontology annotation, cellular component: cytosol; perinuclear region of cytoplasm; nucleus. NCBI's taxonomy places the organism in Eukaryota, Metazoa, Chordata, Actinopteri, Salmoniformes, Salmonidae. Gene Ontology annotation, molecular function: 3',5'-cyclic-AMP phosphodiesterase activity. The coding region runs from base 2041 to 4266 and encodes 741 amino acids. The record is from RefSeq and is a predicted model, not a curated record.
CUCUGCUGCAGACGGGAGCCGGCUCUGCAGCGCAGCGAGAGAGAGAGAGAGAGAGAGAAAGAGAAGGAGAGAGAGAGAGAGAGAGAGAGAGAUUCUCUGGGCCCAGACAAAUACAGACAGGCAUCCUGCUAUGGAUUAAGAGGACCUGACAUACAGCUGGAUUGUGGAGUCUUACAGAGAGAGAGAGAGAAAGAGAGUUGUUUUGUGCGGGAGAGGCGUGUGUUUUGUGUGGGGUGUUGUGAGACAACGUGUGCUGUGUCUGUAUAUGUGUCUGAGUGUGUCCUGCAUCUGUGUGAGAGUCAGUGUGUGCAUCAGUCCCUGUGUGUGUGUGUUUAUCCUGCACAUACUACCAGGCAUAGAGUGGGUCUCCGCGUGGGCUCUCCUCCUGGGUGUUGCUAGACAUACAACUCCCCCGGGCUGGUUCUAGGUCUGGCCGUAUGACCAGGGAAGGAAAGCCAGUCCAGAGAACCAACAGGACAUCACAGACCAGGCACAGUUUCUUCAGAUGACACCUGGCAUACCUCUACCACCACCACCAUGGAGGUAUCUUACCUAGACAUUUUAUACCUCUACCACCAUCAGCCAGGCUGCAAUACAAAAACGAAGAUACUGAAAGUUCACUCCUGAUCACUUGCCAUUUGCUAGUUUUUUUGUAUGUUCAUACUGCCUUUGUGGCUUGAACCGGGAUUGGGUGUACAUUAACUUGCCUGACAGCUUUUCUAUACACAUUGAAAAUAUCCAUUGCAGGAAGAAUGUGGUUUAGAUAUUUUUGGAGUGAAGCGCAGCUCUCCCUAGCAACUCUAUCCGUCUGACUGGUCAGGUUUUUCUCUCCAACCGUUCGGUCCACCCAUCCAUCAGGGAGCGAGAGAACAUUAAUCAAGCUGUUGACGCUAAGAGGAUCAAUAACAUGAGCAGUUAGCCUUGACCCCGGGCUGACCAUGAGCAGUUAGCUACCAUCCCUGGGCCUCCACGGAUCAUUGACAACACAGGAGGUUGUGAUCAACCAGGAAGAGCUGACCUGCAGUUUUCUUGACAUGGCACCAACGUGGAAAAUGACCCAUGGAUUUAGGGUUAGAGCGGAAUCCUCACCUUUCACUUUGAGGAAAAGGAAUGUUGUUCCUCCACUCAGAUGAAGCCUCAAAAAGUGUUAAUUUCCUUGGGUGGAUGAGAGGGAUGAAGUGAUUGAGGAAGAGAUAGCGACUGAGAGAGAGAGAGGAGAGGUAGAAUUAUCUGGGGGGAUCCAGCGAUGAGACGUUCACGAUGAAGACCACGGCAAUGUGCCGGAAUGAGUUUGAUGUCCUAGUUGGAAGUCUUCCCAGGAAAAGGAGAGACAGAUGUUCUCCUUUUGUUGUACUAUUGCAGAAUAUCCUUCUAACAGUUAAAGAGAGAGACAGGGGAUUUCCUGACUUGACUGGUUUCUGGUAGACUUUUCUGUGGAGUUUGUUUUUCAGGGGGGUAUUGAAAGAUCCUUACAUGCCUGAGUAUUGACACAUUUGCCUUAACCACCGAACCCUGGACAAAUAUUUACCAUGGUGUUGUGCCACUGGGCACAGAUGUCAGUUCAACGUGUAGUUUUUAUUUACAUUUGGCUGAGUUGUCAAUUAUUGUAAAUUCAACAUAAAAUCAACAAAGAAAUAUCACCAUGUCAAUGGAUUAAGGUUAAAGGUGAAGAAAAGCCCUUACGGUGAUGACUCUCUGCAAAUCCAAUGAGUUUUCCAUGUUAAUUCAACGACAUCACAUAUAUUUUUGGGGUUGAAAUAAUGUGGAAACAACGUUGAUUCAGCCAGUUGUUGCCCAGUGGGUAGUUCUAACCCCCGGCAUAAACCAGUUCACCAAAUAUCAUUUGGACAAAUGUCACCCUCCACAGCCAAAUCGAAACUCUGCUUCACAUUGAGAAGCCAUCGAAUUUGACUUUCAAAAACAUGAAAAACAGGGGAGAGAACCAAAUGGUGAGAGACCAUGUUUGUGGGAUUCUAGUCUUUUAUUUUAACCUGUGAGUAACAAAUACUGUAGCAAAACGAGCACACACCUUUAGCUUAAAUGAAGGCGGGUCGCUCUCAGGCGGGACGGGAGAAGAAAAUGAUGCACGUGAACAACUUCCCCUUCAGGAGGCAUUCCUGGAUCUGCUUCGAUGUUGACAAUGGCACAUCAUCGGGACGCAGCCCCCUGGACCCCAUGGCCAGUCCAGGGUCAGGGCUCAUCCUGCAGGCCAACUUUGUCCACAGUCAGCGGAGAGAGUCCUUCCUCUACCGCUCGGACUCGGACUACGACCUGUCACCCAAGUCCAUGUCCAGAAACUCCUCCAUCGCCAGUGACAUGAAUAACCACCUGCAGAGGCCAGGCCUGACCUCGCGACGGUCUGAGCCCGUCAUUAGUGGAAAUCAUGGCGACGACUUGAUAGUCACACCAUUUGCACAGGUACUGGCUAGUUUGAGAACGGUACGGAAUAACUUUGCUGCACUAACCAACUUGCAACAAGACAGAGCCUCAAACAAGCGGUCCCCUAUGUGUAACCAACAACCACCCAUCACCAAGUCCUCUUUCUCAGAGGAGGCCUACCAGAAGCUGGCCACAGAGACGUUGGAGGAGCUGGACUGGUGCCUGGACCAGCUGGAGACCCUGCAGACCAGACACUCUGUCAGCGAGAUGGCCUCCACCAAGUUCAAGAGGAUGUUGAACAGGGAGCUGUCUCACCUGUCUGAGAUGAGUCGCUCAGGGAACCAGGUCUCUGAGUUCAUCUCCAGCACCUUCUUAGACAAGCAGCAUGACGUGGAGAUGCCAUGUCCACAGACGCAGAAAGAGAGGACGGACAAGAAGAACGCCAAGCCCAUGUGUCAGAUCAGUGGCGUGAAGAAGCUGCAGCACAGCACUAGCCUCUCCAACUCUAAUAUACCUCGCUUCGGGGUCAAGACCGACACAGAGGACCAACUGGCUACGGAGCUUGAGGACCUCAAUAAAUGGGGCCUUAAUCUUUUUAAAGUCACCGAGCUUUCAGGAAACCGGCCUUUAACAGUCAUGAUGUAUACAAUUUUCCAGGAAAGAGAUUUAUUAAAAACAUUCAAAAUACCAUUAGACACCUUUAUAACCUACCUGAUGACUCUAGAAGACCAUUACCAUGGCGAUGUAGCCUAUCACAAUAACAUCCAUGCUGCUGAUGUCACCCAGUCCACUCACGUGCUGCUGUCCACGCCUGCUCUAGAGGCUGUGUUCACAGACCUGGAGAUCCUAGCUGCCAUCUUUGCCAGUGCUAUUCAUGACGUUGACCACCCUGGGGUCUCCAACCAGUUUCUCAUCAGCACCAACUCGGAGCUGGCCCUCAUGUACAAUGACUCGUCAGUCCUAGAGAACCACCACCUGGCUGUAGGCUUCAAGCUGCUUCAGGAAGAGAACUGUGACAUCUUCCAGAACCUGACCAAGAAACAACGGCAGUCCCUCAGGAAGAUGGUCAUAGACAUGGUACUAGCUACUGACAUGUCCAAGCACAUGAAUCUCCUAGCUGACCUGAAGACCAUGGUGGAGACCAAGAAAGUCACCAGCUCUGGUGUGCUGCUACUAGAUAACUACAAUGACAGAAUACAGGUCCUCCAGAACAUGGUGCAUUGUGCGGAUCUCAGUAACCCCACCAAGCCCCUGCAGCUGUACCGCCAGUGGACCGACCGCAUUAUGGAAGAGUUCUUCAGCCAGGGGGACAGGGAGAGGGAAAGAGGGAUGGAGAUCAGCCCUAUGUGUGACAAACACAACGCCUCUGUACAGAAGAGCCAGGUGGGGUUCAUCGACUACAUCGUCCACCCUCUGUGGGAGACCUGGGCUGAUCUGGUGCACCCUGACGCUCAGGACAUCCUGGACACUCUGGAGGACAACAGGGAGUGGUACCAGAGCAUCAUCCCCCAGAGCCCCUCGCCCGUCCCGGACGAAGCCGACGACGGCAGCGGACGCCCCCCCGGAGGGGACAAGUUCCAGUUCGAGCUCACCCUGGAAGAGGACGGAGAGUCGGACACGGAGAAAGACAGUGGAAGUCAACCAGAAGAAGACGAGGAGAAUAGUUGUAACUCGAAAACGCUCUGCACGCAGGACUCGGAAUCCACAGAGAUCCCGUUGGACGAGCAGCCGGAAGAGGAGGUGGAGGAGGUGGUAGUGGUAGAGGAGGAGGAGGAGGGUGAAGGGGUACACAGGGAACCAAGUAUGGCGGAGUUGGAGGAGGAGGAUGAGGAGGGAGAGGGGGAAGGGGAGGAGGGCGAGGAGAAGCAAAGAGCGGCCGAUACAUAGCAGCAGUAGAAACUGCGCGGAUUGCCAAACUGCGAGAGAGAGACUGUUGCGUUACAACGGCGAAUCAAGGGACGAGGUGAAUACUAGUAAUCGCCACAAUGUUGGUGAUGUGGCGUCAUCGAGAGUUCCAAAGCGCACGUUGCACUCCUCAAUCCCAGUCUUCUCCUCACUCCACUCCACCUGGAGGCGAUAUGGGGGCACAGACCCACACCUCCCCCAAGACUCCCUCCCUUGGAGCGCCACACUUUUACACUCAGGAAUAUUUUAGUCGACUUUCUUGCCUCCUUUUUUGUUUACCUUCUGGUUCAUUCGGCCUAUAGGGAGCGAGGUGACGCCUUGAGUUCAAAGGCCAAUCUCCACCUCCCGCCUCUCCUCUAUCUCCUACCACUUCCUGUCAACGCAGGAAGCAAACAGAAAGUGUUCUUUGACUCCAAGACUGAGCACAUGGGAAACACACAAGAUGCUUGGAACAGUCCUAACUGUAGCAUCAUGGGAGGACAGCCAGAUGGGGGAAAGAUGGAUUGCAAGGUGACCUCUGAACUGCAAGGUGACCCCAGUCCACUAAUACCAUCUGAAAACCAAUGAGGGAUAUUAUAGGGAGAGACGGACAAAGACAUACUUUGCAAGAGGAUUUCAAAGAGACCUUUUUUUCUAAAGUUCAAGUCUUCCUUGAAACAAGACUGGUAGAAAAUGCUGUUUUUGACCUCCUCAGUUUUUGUAUUGUAGUAAAACUGAAAUCUUUUUGUAGAUAACUUUUGUUAAUGGAGAGAGUGAGAGAGAGAGAGAGAGAGAGAGAGAGAGAGAGAGAGAGAGAGAAAAGAGCGGAGGAAGAUGUUCAAUUAAUAUCUUCUUCGUCAUAUAUUGCAUCCAUUGAAACUUGAUUUUUUUUUUAGAAGAGAUAUGUUAUGCCAUAACAUAAUGCCUGUGGUCUUUCUGGGAAUGUGUGCUUGUCCUGAGUGCAUGUGACUAAGCUCUCUGCACUCAGUCUGCUUUCGUUUGCUCUCCUUCAUCUUCACUCCCAGGUAUUUCAGAUAGGGGCAUCUUAGAUGAACAUGCGUGGUUUUCUGUUCGAGAGCGUUGGGGUUCUAACUUUAAUCUUCACUCCCAGGUAUUUCAGAUAGGGGCAUCUUAGAUGAACAUGUGUGGUUUUCUGUUUGAGAGCGUUGGGGUUCUAACUUUAAUCUUCACUCCCAGGUAUUUCAGAUAGGGGCAUCUUAGAUGAACAUGUGUGGUUUUCUGCUCGAGAGCGUUGGGGUUCUAACUUUAAUCUUCACUCCCAGGUAUUUCAGAUAGGGGCAUCUUAGAUGAACAUGUGUGGUUUUCUGUUUGAGAGCGUUGGGGUUCUAACUUUAAUCUUCACUCCCAGGUAUUUCAGAUAGGGGCAUCUUAGAUGAACAUGUGUGGUUUUCUGUUCGAGAGCGUUGGGGUUCUAACUUUAUUGCAGCUUUAAAUGUACCACCUCUUUUUAUUUUUCAAAGUAGAAAGAAGCCGGUUAACUAAUGAUCUUAAGAACAUAAUAAUGGUAUAUAAUAUACUUAGGCCAUGUCUCCAUUUAAAUAUGACAUGGUAGGUCUUGUUACCAUCCUGAGUAUGUAGUAAUUUAGUUCUAUCCAACCAAAUAUACUAUCCAAAUAGACUCUCCAGUCUAUCUACACAUUGUUAAAUCUGUUUUUAAAUAGGUGGUACAUUUUUUCUCAAAUGUUAAGGAUUCUGAAUAACCCUCAUUGACCUUCAGUCAGAUUCCAUAAACACUCAUCAGUUAUCAGUGAUAUCUGUAACACUUUAGCUUAUAGUCACAUGGCUAUAUCUUUCUAUAUUUCAUCAUUUCAAAACUUUAUUGAUCUGAAGUACAAAGGGACUUGAGCUAAUGAUAAAACUGAUGUUGUUUUACACCAAACAAAUAACAAGGUUGUAUUCAUGUACACUCUAUAUGUAUUGCAAAAAAUAGAAAUAUUUGUCAAAUGAAAAUAGUGACUGUAUUCUAAAGUGUUCCAACACAUGUAUACCUGGUUGUGUUGUAUGGGCUUAGGCUCUGGAUCUGAACCUUUGUGUUGUAAUACAUGAAUAUCCCACGUCUCUCUUCGAUUUGCCUAUUUCAACUGUCUAGCAUCCAUCCAAUAAUGAUUACUAAAAUGACAAACACUUUGACAAUAUUUGCCUUUGUUCUUUUUCAUUAUUAUCAUUAUUUUGUCUUAUUGGAUUUCACAUUGGACAUUGAGAAUCACCUGCAUAGUUUUAAAAUCUACCUUUCAUAUUUGAGUAGUUCAUAGAUGUGUGUGUAUAUGUAUAUAACUGUACUGCUAGCAUCAAAACCAUUAACAGACUCUUCCAUACAUGUCAUGCCUCAUAUGAGGACACAAUCCCAUAUAAUCCAUGGUAUUCAGGAAACAAUUCCACUAAAUUGAAGUAGUAGGACAGUAAUUGCAGAUGCUUUAUGAUUUAGAUUUCAUAUUGCAAUAUAUUUGCCAUUUUCAGGGGAAGGACUAGAUAUGGACGACUUGUCAUUUCAAACCCAAUAUUGCUUUUUUUUAUUUUUGCCAAAAGAACUUCUCCUUCUUUUUCUUCUUCUUCUUCUCCCCUGCUGGACUUGCACAAUGCAGCACACACCAUUAAGUCAAGUGGUUUCUGUGUUGGUUUUUAAUAUUUCUUUAUUUAUAUUUAUUGAUUUGGUAACACUGUCUUUGAGUCACAUGUAGUAAUGCAUUAUGAAGCCUCAUAAAGGCUAUUUAAGGAGUUGUGAGCUGUUAUGAAUGCUUAUAAAAAAAUACACGUUUUAUUAAACCUUUAUUUAACCAGGAAAAGCCCAUUAUUAUAGUCUAUUAUGGGCGUGAAAGAAGGCUCUAUGAAUGCAUCAUAUAGACACAGGUGGUUAAUAGUGUUGCCAUGGAUUCUUUGUUUUUGUCACAGUUUGGCCGUCCUAAGUAAGACAGCACUGUAGAAUGCACAACCUGUAGCUUCACAACAUGAUGUGGACUCGCAAAAUACACUCUUUGUUCCUGUUCUGGUGAUAUGAUGUACGUAGACCAUAGAAAUAGAAUGACUAUAAUAGUCACUCUAUAGCCAUAUUUCUAUGCUUCUAAUCAACACUUCUGUCAUACAUGGGGAAACAUGUCCACAUUGAAAAGACUUGAACCUGGAUUUUAAAGUAAAAAUGUUAAUAUUUUAUUAUUGGAUAAUGGUAUAUUUCUUUACAGUUUCAUUUCUCUGCCAUCUUUUUGUUGUGGUUUUUUUGCUUGCCUCACCGGACGACCUUACCUGUUAAUGGGUUUUUCUCAUUUGUCUUUUGUUUACAACCAUGUAUUUAUUAAGCUGUACAUAUUGUAGUGUUGCAUUCUGUAAAUGACGGAUUCUUCCUCUAUCAUCCGAUGGUGUUGGUGUAUUUGGAAAACCUCUUGUUGAGAGAAUGUUUAUUAUGAUCCAUACUUAACCCAAUGUAUAAAUCUCUUCUGUACAAGAAUGAUAAAAGUGAAUGAAAUGA